AAGGAGGCUCUUGAACGUUUCAAGGUUCGCGAAAUUUGUGAAGGGUGGGGGGUUUAUCGCGACGCUGCAGAAUGGGAGAACUAUCGCUCCAUGUUCUUUGACGACGCCUACAUCGCGACCAGCUGGAAACAGGGCAACAUCGAUGAGUUCAUCGAAGCCUCCAAAGCUGGUUUCGAAAAAGGAUCCAGGUUCAUGUACAUAUUGCAUCGCAUCAUCGGUUCCCAAGUCGACAUGAGCCCCGAUCUUACUCGUGCAGUCUGCAAGAUGAAAAUCACGAUUACCUGCCGAUUCACCUUUGACGAUAUCGAGAUGGACAAUGACGCCGACUGCCGCUUUUUCUUCUUCCUCGAAAAGAGGGGACAGAGAUGGGGAGUAGUAUUUUAUACGCUGCUGUUCGACAAGGACAAAUUCACACCGGUCAACCCCGAGCGCAUCUACAGUAUCCCCGAAGAUGAAGUCAAGCAAUAUCCUAGCGGCUACAAAUAUCUGGCAUGGGCCGAGAACAAGAUCAGUCAACCACCUAAGAUGAACCUCAACGCGCAUGGUCCAGAGCGCAACAUCUUGUACGGGCGCAUGAAAACGUGGUUAGAGGGG
Aureobasidium pullulans EXF-150 is the source of this 594-nucleotide messenger RNA. RefSeq lists its product as uncharacterized. The annotation marks the transcript as partial. The record is from RefSeq and is a predicted model, not a curated record. The transcript is spliced from 2 exons. NCBI's taxonomy places the organism in Eukaryota, Fungi, Ascomycota, Dothideomycetes, Dothideales, Saccotheciaceae.